AUGGCUAAGAGACUAGUGGAGUAUUAUCCCAUGCUACAGGAUAAAGAUGAACCCAUCAAACAUAUGAGCAUGUACAGUUAUCUUCAGAAGAGAAUUCUGAAUGUGAAGUCCCCACAGAAGAGGCAGGGGCCCAGACCAGAGAGAAGCAGUUCAACCAAAAGACUGACCAGGGAGAAGAUUAUGAUGCCGACUCAAGUGGUGGAUCAACAAUUCUUUUGCCACCUGGGAGCAGUUCUGAAGGUGACAGUUCAGGUGAUGGAUGAACUGCGGCGGAUUCUGGAUAAGGACAACAGCAAGUUCAUAAAUGAAGUAAAAAAGAGAUGGGCCGACUUCUGCUCCAUGGUGCAGUUUUAUGGGGUUUGGAGGAAAGUGUUGAAACCACCCAUGAGCCUGGGUGCAGUGGAAUCCAACAUCGCCUUGUUCAGGGCACUACCCACACUCUUCCCCUCACAGUCUGCACCACCCAAGAAGAUGGGACAGGCCACGGACACAGAUAGUCUGGCAACACAGGCCAGGCAUUACAAGACUCUGCAGGAGAUGUAUAAGAAACCAAAACCCAACCAAGAUGCUGUCUGCCAGAUCCUUGACCUUAAGUUUCAAGCAAGAAGAACCUUCAUUGACAAUGACAUUCUGAAAGAAGAGGACAGACCUGCAAACAUUUUGGAAGCAUAUCCAUGUUUCAAAGAGCUUCAUCAUGUGAUGGAUGAACUGCGGCGGAUUCUGGAUAAGGACAACAGCAAGUUAAUAAAUGAAGUAAAAAAAGAGAUGGGCCGACUUCUGCUCCAUGGUGCAGUUUUAUGGGGUUUGGAGGAAAGUGUUGAAACCACCCAUGAGCCUGGGUGCAGCUGUUUCAACAGACACAAUUAA
Menidia menidia (Atlantic silverside) is the source of this 867-nucleotide messenger RNA. Lineage: Eukaryota; Metazoa; Chordata; Actinopteri; Atheriniformes; Atherinopsidae. The record is from the annotation of a GenBank genome assembly.